GCGAGUGUUUUGAAAAUUUGUGAAGGCCUCCCUUCUCGCCUGUGCGUCUUUACGCAUUUCUGUUCAUGCGCAAUUUUUUUGAAGUAGGGACUACACAUAAUAUGUGCGACAUGCAGGUACACGUUUUAUACAUGCGGAUGGCGAAACUAAUUGUGAACAUUCCUCUCUGCAGUGCACACCAUUUUUCAGGCGAACGACGCGAGUCCCUUUGUUCGGCAAAAAGCGCUAUAUAGCGUACCAACAGUCGGAGCUCCUAGCCCAAGGCAGGGCUGCAAAUGUGUCAGAUAAAGACGAAGCGGUAAGAAGCGGUAAGAAGCGGUCAAGUGAAAAGUCACAAAUUAACUGAAAUCACGGAAACCACCCCCGAGCAACCCUGAUGAAUAGGAGCAAACCAAAAAGCAAAAAGAAAAAGGGCAUCAAGGGCAAAGACAGUAAGACGAAGAAGCUAUCAAAUGAAGAGGUCGAAAAUUUAGUCAAAAUACAAAGGGAGGAACUGAUCAGGGCAGUUCAAAGGAAGCGCCUGCUGGAGAGCAGAUUGGAAGAAAAGAAAAGCGAACUGGAGCGCUUCAAAAAGGAGUACCAUGAAUUGAAAAGCAAAUUAGACUUCCUCAGCGAGGGCUGCGAAAAGUAUGGAGAAAAGACCAAGGAAGAACCAAAGGUGAUUAAAAACAAAUCAGUGUUUUACAAUUUUCAAAAUGCAGAGGAGUUAAAAAAGCUGGACAAGGAAAAGGAAGAUAUAAAAACCAUGAUUGGGGAGAAACACGAGCAGACGAUGAAUAACUUGGUGAACUUCAUAGAUCAGCAACGAGUCAACUUGGACCACGUGAAAAACAGAAACUUCGAGGAAAUAGACCACCUGAAUGCGGCCUUCGAUUUGAAACUAAAGAACAUGGAGCAACUAUUCAAAAAAUACUUGGAAGAAUACGAACACGACAUGAAAGACGAAAUGGAUGAAAUGAUUGAUAAUUACAACGUAAUCGAAAGGAACGAAAUAAUUUAUUUAAACAACCUGUACAAUGAUCACAUUAACAGCAUUAAUGAAAUCCAUGUCGACAUGCUUCAAAAAUGUAAAAAUUAUUAUAUAGAAAAAAUCAAGGAAAAUAUUGGUAAAAUAAAAUCACUCAAGAGUAACAUUAACGAGUUGGACGAGAGGGACCGGGAAAUAAAAAACAACCUCAGCGUCCACAGUAGCCAGAAUUUGGACAUGACGGAGAAAAUAGGCACCUUGGAGGUUAAGAGGUACAGUAGCGGGUUGUACAAAAAUGCGCGUGCGGAGGGCAAUUCCAACCGGCUGAGGGAAAACCUCAACAAGGACCUGAAAUUUUACUCCAAAGACUUUGUAAUCUUCAAAAACUUGGAGCUAAUUUAUAACGAAAGUAAUAUGUACAUAAAAAAUUUAAGAGAGUUUGCUCAGAACUCGAAGGAGAAAAUUUCUCAAGUGGAGGAGGCGUUUGGGGAACUCCCACAAGGGGAAGACCAAAAUGAGGAUGCUUAUUUUGAAGGCUAUUUUGAAGAAAUAAAAAAUAAAAAUAGGGUAUUAAAAAAAAUGGUACAAAACAUUGACCUCGACAUGGACGCAGUGAACAAGGAGUUAAAUUCCUACAUAAACAGACAUCAUGUGAAGGAUAACGAUGUACAAAAGGUGCGGCAAGGAAUAAACUUCUGCAUGCAAACUUACAACAAGGAGUUUGACAAUCUGCUGUACACGGAAAAGCGGGUGAAAAAAAAAAUCAAAGACACUUCCAAUGUGUACGAGAAAAAAUUGCGCGACAUAAAUGUGAAGCAGGGCGGUUAG
Messenger RNA from Plasmodium cynomolgi strain B, 1795 nucleotides. RefSeq lists its product as hypothetical. Lineage: Eukaryota; Apicomplexa; Aconoidasida; Haemosporida; Plasmodiidae. Gene Ontology annotation, molecular function: small GTPase binding; microtubule binding. The record is from RefSeq and is a predicted model, not a curated record. Gene Ontology annotation, biological process: cell motility. The coding region runs from base 377 to 1795 and encodes 472 amino acids. The transcript has 4 exons. Gene Ontology annotation, cellular component: motile cilium; microtubule; Golgi apparatus.